Molecule: messenger RNA, 1844 nt
Organism: Lynx canadensis (Canada lynx)
Lineage: Eukaryota; Metazoa; Chordata; Mammalia; Carnivora; Felidae
Product: hypoxanthine-guanine phosphoribosyltransferase-like
Exons: 3
Coding region: 542-1198 (218 amino acids)
Biological process (GO): hypoxanthine metabolic process; purine ribonucleoside salvage; IMP salvage
Molecular function (GO): magnesium ion binding; hypoxanthine phosphoribosyltransferase activity
Source: RefSeq, a predicted model, not a curated record
UUCAGGCUGGGCCCCGGGGGCCUGUCCAGUCUGGAGUGCGUGAUUCCCCCGAGGCGGUGGGAUUUGAGUCCUUGCUUCUCCUUUUCCGCUGCCCUCUUGUCCAUCCUUCGUCCCUCAUUUCGAAGCGGGAAGCGUCUGUUCCUUCUUCCAGCCUCCAUCCCGUCCCAGGCAGGCAGGUCUCAGCGUAGAUGCUGUGAUUACCUCAGAAAAAAACUUUUCUGUCCUUUAUAGCUACUACGGUUCUGGAGUGUCCGAGCCUCAGGGCCUUUUGUUGCUCUCCGGCCCGCAGCCCUCGAGCGGAGGCCUGGCCGGAGCACCGCCCAGCUGCGGAUCGUGGCUCUUAGCCAGUUCUGUCGGCCCUGCUCUCCCUAGCCAGCUAGUUUUGUCUAUACCAGGUUUUCUCCACAUUGCCCUGCCCCACGAGCUAAGGAAUCUGAAGACCCAAGAGGAACUUACCAAGCUUGAAAAACUUUAAGAACUUAAAAACUAAAAGUAAUACAGAAGAGAACUGCCCUCAGUCCACGAACCAGCCAGCUCCAUUAUGGCAACGCGGAGCCCCAGCAUUGUGAUUAGUGAUGAUGAAUCAGGUUAUGACCUAGAUUUAUUUUGUAUACCUAAUCAUUAUGCUCAGGAUUUGGAAAAGGUGUUUAUUCCUCAUGGAUUAAUUAUGGACAGGACGGAACGGCUUGCACGAGAUGUGAUGAAGGAGAUGGGAAACCAUCACAUCGUAGCCCUCUGUGUGCUCAAGGGGGGCUAUAAAUUCUUUGCUGACCUGCUGGAUUACAUUAAAGCACUGAACAGAAAUAGUGACAGAUCCAUUCCUAUGACUGUAGAUUUCAUUAGACUGAAAAGCUACUGUAAUGACCAGUCAACAGGGGAUAUAAAAGUAAUUGGUGGAGAUGAUCUCUCAACUUUAACUGGAAAGAAUGUCUUGAUUGUUGAAGAUAUAAUUGACACUGGCAAAACAAUGCAAACCUUGCUUUCCUUGGUCAAGCAGUAUAAUCCAAAGAUGGUCAGGGUUGCAAGCUUGCUGGUGAAAAGGACUCCUCGAAGUGUUGGAUACAGACCAGACUUUGUUGGAUUUGAAAUUCCAGACAAGUUUGUUGUAGGUUAUGCCCUUGACUAUAAUGAAUAUUUCAGGGAUUUGAAUCAUGUUUGUGUCAUUAGUGAAACUGGAAAAGCAAAAUACAAAGCCUAAGAUGAGUGUUCCAGUUGAGUUUGGAGACAUCUAGAGUCCCCUCGAAAUCACUAGUAAAAUGAUCAAAUGUUCUACAUCUGUGGCCAGCUGCUUAGUAGACCUUAUUGCAUAUAUCUUCUAAGAAUUUUAUCUGUUUGGUAUUUUUGUUAGAAAUAUCAUUUGCUGUUUCCUAAAGUCUUUAUUCGCACUGGGAGUCUAUAGAUUAUUGAUUCCCUUUGGGUGCAUUGUUAUUUGACUUGUGAGUGAAAAAUCUCUUAAACCACACCACUGUUGAAUGAAAAUAUUGAAAUUGUAUCUGUAGGAAAUAUUUAAAGAGGAGAUAUAUUCGUUUUUAAUUGGUAUUCUAAUUUUUAUAUAUUCAGGAAAAAAUAGUAUUGAAUAUUGUUAAUUAUACCACUGUUUGUUUAGAAAAGCAGUCCAUUUUUGUUUCAAUGACAGGAUUUAAGAAGUACUGUUUUGUCAGACAAACCAUGUAGGCUUGAAUUAUUUUACUGUUUCAGUAGUAUUAACUGUAUUUUCCUUCUUGUUCACAUUAUUUCUGGUGAAUCUUUGUCAACGGUUUCUUUUAAAAACAUCAAUAAAUCCCCCCAAAACCUUAAAAUGUAAAUAAAUAAAAGUAAUUUAAGAGAACAAAAAGGUUGUCAGU